AUGAAUUUUAUACUGCUUUAACUAGAUGAGACAAUUAAAGAAAUAAUUUAACUUUUUAAUUAAAACGAAGACAUAUGCUAUUAGAUGAUGUACAAAAUUAUGAUUUUUAUUAUUGAUGAUAAUACUCCCUAUGAAUAUAAAUAAAAAUCAGAUUUGCUUAAUCUAAUUUAUAAUCUUAAAAGCCAUUUAAGAGAAAACCCUUGUAAUAAAGUUAAAUUGUUUGCUGUAUAAAAAGAAAGGAAAAUAGGCGAUAUUGAUGAUAGUGAUUUGGAUUUGCAUAAGAAAUGUAAGAAGUAGUUAAAAGAACUGGUUGAGAAACUAACUAAAAGAGAUUAAUUAAUUCAAGAAUAAACUGCGAAUUAUAUGAAGGAGAUCCAAAUUUUAAGUGAAUAAAUUUAUAGAUUAAAUCAUGCACAACCAAAUAAUGAUAAUAUAUAAAUUGAUAGACAUUUAAUCAAGGAUUAAGCUACUUUGGAUAUAGUAAAUAAAAACCUUGAAAAGAUUUCUCAUGCAUAUGAAAAUAAGAUUAAGCACUUAAAUAUUAUUGUGGAAGCAUAAAAAAGAGAGUUAGUAAUGACAAAACAGACUUUGAAAGAAUUCAAAUAGAAACAUGAACAUCAUCAAUCAACAGAAUAUUUGGUAAGAAAAAUAGCACAAUUAGAAAAAGAUCCUUACAAAAUUUGGAAAUAUUUUCAAGAUAAUCAUGGAAAUUUAUUUUUUUUAUAAGUAUUUCGAAAUCAAAAACAAGGUUAUGGAAUAAAUUAUAAAGAGAUCGAUUAGAUUCUCUCUUAGACCAAAAUUAUAGAAAGGGAAAUGUAAAUCUAUUAAUAAUUGAUUGAAACUUCUCUUUCCUAAUUUAUGGAAAGAGUUAUUAAAGAUCAAAAAAAGAAUAAAGAAGCCUAUUAACAACAGGAAAUGGAAUUAACAUCAUAGAUAUCUAUCUAACACAAGAUUUAAAAUGAAUUAGAAAAAAACUAUUAAAAAAUCAUUUAGUUUUGUAAAUAUUGAAUAUUUUAUAAAGUAAUCUCCCAAAAUAAGUCCGUUUUAUUAUAAGCUGCCGUUCAUAUUUGGAGAUUUUAAUCUACCACAAAUAAAGCAAUUAUUGCAAAUCCAAAAUAGUCAUCAUAUAUCUAGGAUUUCAUAAAAGGUUUAAUGAAGUUUAAAGUUAAUUAUGAAACUUUAGAUUACUCUUCUAUAUAUCAUAAUUAAUUUAUAUAGCUGCAAUCAAAAAUAACUUGGUUACAAAAGCUUUUGUUGACUUAUUAGUAAAAUAUAUAGAAGUAAUAAUAUUAAAAGGAGAUGUUAGAAAAUUAAUUGGCUUUAAUAAAAUAAAAAAAUUCUAACAAUAUCCAAAAUGAAAAGCUAAUUGAAACAGAUAAAAAAAAAACUUAAAAUGAGAUAGAGAAAGAGAUAAAUGAGAAAUAGAAGUAAUAAGAAUUAGAAAUGUUUCAUUAUAAUUAAUUUUUACAAGAAGGAAAAUAUACAGAAUAAUUUACAUAAACAAUUGAUUUUUUUUCUCCUUAAAUAUUGAAAUCAUUUGAAACACCUUAGAAAGUAAUUAUGCAAAAUGAAUUAAUUCACAGUUAAUUAGAAAAUAAUAGUAAAGGAUUUUCUGAAGUAUAAGUAUAUGAUGCUGAACAAUCAGAUGUUAAAAAAAAAAAUAAAAGUUCUAUAAAGUAUUCGUUUUAGUAAUUUGAAACAUUCAAGUCAAAAACUCCUUGCAAUAAGACUGCUUCUGGAUUUAAUACGUCUUUGGAAUCAAAUUUUAUUGAGUUAAAGCCUAAAAUGAUAGCAGAAUAGAAAGAAUAAGAUGUAAUUAGAAAGAAAUCUGAAGUCAAAACCGAAAAUAAACUAGCAGUCUUAUAAAUAAGCUCUAAAAGAUAUUAAAAGGUCGAUUUAUUAAAAUAAGUUGAAUUAUUAAGUUAGUUGUAAUUACAAUUAAGAGAUAUUGAGACUCCAUAAGAUAAAGGUUAAAUGAAUACAACCUAAAAGUAAGAAAGAGGAUUUCGAACAGCAGUAAGAAGAAAACCAAAUUUAAGUAUAACUUUUGAGUAAUUUCAUAAUGAAAUGAAAAUUAAUCCACUAGAAAUGUUUUCAUCCACACAAAGAUAGAAUAAAAUAAAGAGAUUUUCAACAAAAGACUGCGAAUACUUAAUAUUAUGA
Molecule: messenger RNA, 2163 nt
Organism: Paramecium sonneborni
Lineage: Eukaryota; Ciliophora; Oligohymenophorea; Peniculida; Parameciidae
Source: the annotation of a GenBank genome assembly